Messenger RNA from Orbicella faveolata, 7554 nucleotides. RefSeq lists its product as uncharacterized. Gene Ontology annotation, biological process: regulation of DNA-templated transcription. NCBI's taxonomy places the organism in Eukaryota, Metazoa, Cnidaria, Anthozoa, Scleractinia, Merulinidae. Gene Ontology annotation, cellular component: SWI/SNF superfamily-type complex. The record is from RefSeq and is a predicted model, not a curated record. Gene Ontology annotation, molecular function: DNA binding.
AGCUGUAUCUCGUGUUUGAAGUAAAAGUUCAGGCUCGGUGCGAUGAAUGCAUUUGGGUUAUACUCACAAAAAUGGAGGGUUUUAUUGGCAUAUGGGGCCAUUUCAGCGCGUGAAAGUUUUACCUGCGUUCAGAACGAGUAAAUCUGCGGAUUGAAGCGCUUAUCUUGGGGUCGAAAACAUUGUUAUACCUGCCGUAGAACGGCUUUUACGGCUUGAAGCGGGAAGGACAGCGGUUGCGGUGCAUUCAAGAUUUUUUCUGGCUUUUCUUGUGGAAGUUUGAAUAUAUAUCAAGGAAGUGAUUAAUUUAUUGGUGCACAGACGUUUAUUUGUAUCUUUUUGCGGCGAGCCAUAUGCGGCGAUUUACCUUACAUGCAGUUUUGCUUUUAUUUAUGAUGGACUGAGGUAAUCGAUUCAUGACAAUGGCCGUGGUUCACUGGUCGCACAUACUCUGGUCAGAAGUUUGAGGAAUUUUGGCUGUCAUUGGCUUGAACUUUUGUUGGACUGGAAGUGCCUUGUGUUUGGAAAAUAACUUGGGGAAUUUCUUUUACGGGAAGCGUGGAAAAGUAGACAUUUGUUAGCGUAUUUUGGAUCCGUUGUAUGGAUCGGCCAGAUUCCGUGAUUGGUUCACGCGCGUAAGAGUCGAAAUUUAAAACUCCCUCCUUUUUGCUCGCUGCACAACUUUUGUACUGUAGUAGUCGCACAGUUUAAUCGAGGAAUACAAUGUUUCAACCUUCGCACUUUCAAAAAAUGGCCAAGCAUUUGGGCAUAGACUCUCUUUCCUAUGAGAAGGAAUACAAUGGAUUUAUGGCCAAGUUGAAGAACUUCCACGAGUCUAAGGGGACGCCGUUUAGACGAUUACCGUGGCUGGGUGGGCAGUAUUUAGACUUGUAUCUUCUGUACCGUAAAGUAACUUCAGCCGGUGGCUGGGUGAAGGUUACAGAAGAGAAGAGGUGGCGAGAUAUCGCUGAAGUUUUCAAUUUACCGCCAACCUGUACGAAUGCAGCUUUCGCUUUGCGACAGCACUACUCUCGGUACUUGGAAAGCUUUGAGAGAAUUAACUUCUUUGGAGAAGAUGCAGAAGAUGUACUUUCAGCUGGAAGACCUCAUACACCAGUUGGAGGAGGCACAUUCCCCACACAUGUACCCUCCGUGGCAGCAUCAGAUUAUAUUUCUGUCAUUUCCACAAGCAAAGAUCCCACAAGAAACUUUGAUAAGCUUGUCCUUUCUCUUCAGUGUGGCAUGCCUAAUGAAGUGGAUUUUGCCAUUAACAUUUGUAUGCUUUUGUCAAAUGUUAGCAAUUCUGUUUUUAACUUAAGCAAGGCCCCUGCAGUGGUAGAUACUUUGCUGGCACAUGUUGGUGUAUUUUCUGAAGAUUCUUAUGGCCUUGGAGAAUUAUAUGAAGAGUGGUAUGCUAAACAGCACUUGGAGAGAGAUUUUGUUAAGUUCUGGAAGGAAGGUUUAACAGUAAAAGGGGUCCGGGACAUUCUCUGCAGUGGCAAUGAUGAUGAAACUGCAGAUCAGGAUUCUCUUUUCCAUCCUGCAAGAAGAAAAAUUGGAGCUAAAGAUGUUGAGUGCCAAAGAAUUGCACAGGUUGGCAUGAUAUUUUACAACUUCUCCUUUGAUGACACCAAUGCUACUGUGCUUGCAAGCCAUCCCCUGUGCUUGAAAUUCCUUGUGCUGUGUAUUUGCAGUGACCAUGGAUUUCUCCAAAGAAUGUCUUGGGAAACCCUUUCAAAUUUAGCAGAAAAGAUGUUAAUGGACCCCAUUGAGUCCACAACUACCCAGAUGUUUUUUCAGAUGCUACAUUGCUUCUUGGAUCACAAAGAUCGUUAUCAUGCCAUCAAUGCUAUGGAUGUCUUAGGAAAGUUGUGCACUCUGGAAGGAAAUGAUGAAGUCAUUGAAACCGGCUUGGAACCUGAAGCAUACCAGUCACUCAUUCGAGUUUUGAUUGUCAGUGAUGUUCAGUUGGUGCUGUCUUCGCUGGAAUCGUUGUAUAAUCUAUCGGGAGUAGGCCAAGUAACCUCGGACCACAUUGCAGAAGUUCACCACAGCAUUGACAUUCUGGUGUGUCUGGUGACAAUGGAUGCUGAGUCGUUUGGUCCAGAAGCCUUAUCUGAGGUGCAGAUCUUGGAGAAAAGGAUACCAACUGCUAUUUCAGCAACACCAAAACUGCCGUCAGCUUCAUCACCAGUCGCUCCACAACAACCCAAAGAACCAGUUCAACCACAUCAAGUCUCCCCUGCCAGUCCAUCACCUACUCCAGCACUGAGUCCUUCCCCCAAUCCAGUUCCAGUCAAGACAACAGGAAGUGAAAUCGACCCAGAGACAUUCACAUACAACUGGCUGCAAGGCACUUAUGAGCCUUCUGCUGGAAGUUCUGUGUCUCGUAUUGACAUAUAUGCUGACUACCUGUCGUCUUGUAGUCGACUAGCAAGAGUGGGAAUCCUUAAUGCAACAGCAUUCAAUCGCAUCAUCAAAUUAGCUUUUCCUGAUGGCCAGCUUCGAAGGGUACAAUCUGGGGUUAAUGUACAGUAUGUCCUGGCUGGAUUAAAAAGGAGGUCUAACCCUCUCCCGGUUAAAAGCCGCACAGAUUCACCAGCAUCUCAGCAGUCUAGUACUGCCAGCUCCCACCCAUCAGCUCAGCAGGCAGUGCAGAGGAUGUCCCCUGGCCAACAGAGUAUCGGUAGAACACCUACCCCUCCUGUCCAGACUCAAGGUAGUCCAGCCUGGAAUCCUGCCAAACAACAAAACAUCGUGGUGUCUCAGCAAGCACACACUCCAUCCAAGCCCAGACAGGUUUCUAGUGGUAGUCAUCAGCAGACGCCAGGAAUGGGUCGGAUGCCAAGAAGAGCAAGCAUCCCAAGCCAAGGAGCAAUUCAGGCAACUCCAGAUCAGGGAGUUAGACAGUUUCCUGCUGUAGUCAUGAAACAGCAAGACCUCCAAGCACCUGUUGAUCACAGACAAAUGAUGAGUGGGCAAAUGCAGAAGAACAUCGGUCCAGCAGAUAAGGGACAAUCUCUGGAGCGAUUAGCAGCCAUGCGCAGAGCAAGUGUUGAGGGAAUGGGCGCAUUGCAACGCCAAAAUGUACAAAGCUUCCAACAUCACCAAAACCAAGGACAGGUCAUGCAAAGAGUGUCAUUAUCUCCUCAGAGUACGGGCCCACAGAGAGUGGAGCAUCCACAGCAAACAGGCCACCGCAUGCCACCAGUGGUACCAGCAUCUCCAGGUCAGAGAGGAACUCCUGGAAUCCCUCAACAUGCCCCUGUUUGUUUGCCAGGAAAUGUUCGCUCUCCACAGAGCCCACAAACAAGAACAUCACUUCCACCUCCACGUCCUAUGCAGCCAAACAUGCCUCGACCAGCUCAGACACCGCCUUCAACAGGUCCCAUGCAGAGACCUCUUUCACCUGCUGAAUCGUCAUCAUAUCGGCCGACAGCUGCUUACCGGCAGUCAACUCCUCCUUUUCCUCAGCAGCAGAACUUGCGGCCUUUGCCACCUGCAUAUAGUGGGCGGCAUACGUCUCUUUCAUCUUACCCACCCCUUGCUCCCAAGCCUGCACCUGGAAUGAAUGUGCAGUUUUCUCAGGAAAGCCAAGCAAGGAAGCAAGUUCCUUCAAACACUGCUAUUGCUGGGAGUUAUCCUGUUGCCCAACAGGUACCAAGAUCUUCACUUCAUCGUGGGGAAGCCACAAGGCAGAACUUCCAGCCACAUGUACCAAUUCCCAACACACCACCUUCGCCACUCCUUGCCCCCUCAAUGGGGAGUAGACAGCCAUUUGCUAGUUCUCAGCAAGAUUUGCCAGGAAAUAUCAGGCCAGGACUGGGCCAGGAUAGCAGACAAGUCAACAGGGAACCUCUUCCUGGGAGUAGACAGGAAGGUGUUGUCCUAAUAGCACAGGAAGAGAGAGCCGCGGACGUUGUUUCAACGGGCCUUGUAGACGGUGCAGAGGAACAAAAAAUUGUAGUCAUAGAAAAUAAACAUAGGACAGAAAGCACUACAAAAGGAGAUGUAACUUACAACUCCACAUCUACUCAGCAUCCUAGGCUAGGUCAGGAUAAUGUAACAAACCAACAAAUAAGUGUAUCGGAAGGCAAAUCAUUGGUUGGUAGCACGUUAGUUGACAGUAGAGGUGAAAUGUGCUCACCAAACAUUGGCGAACAUUCUGAGCAGCCAAUGGGAAGGCUACCAAUGAAUGAGGUGGAAAGAAACUCUUUGCAGAUUGUACCUAAGACUACGUUACACCCCUCCAGUAAUGGCACGUUGAAAAGAGACUUGAAUGAACAGAUGACACACGGGAGUAAUAUUUCUGCGUCAAGUGAGGGAAACCUUAAUGGUCAACGAGACAGUGUUAAUGAAGGAUGCGGGCCGGCUAAGAGAGCAAGAAUGUCUUCAUUGGAAAAUGAACUGGAUAAUUCGUCAUCAAUUCCCUCAAGGACUGGAAGUCCAACCCCUCUUGUCAAUGGUGACAUCAAGGGAGAUACAAGAAGUAAACUCAUGGAUAAACUUUUGGACAAAGAUUUGCAUUUGCCUUUAAAUGGCGUUUGCGGAAUCGAUGCAUCUGAACUGGACCUUCUUGCUUCUGAUGGAGAGAGACUCAGCAGUAGUAAGGCAUCAUCACCGGAUCUGUUUGGAAGUGAAACGAACUCAGAUUUUGGGAAAUAUCUCGAGGAAAGUGACACAGAUACAGGCCUGUUUAGUGACGUUUUGCAAGGAGAUCUGAGGAUCGAUCCAAUGGAAAAUGGUACCGAGGGAACUCAUCCAAUGCCAUCUAAUAUGCCCGCGUUUCCUGGCGGAUCUUCUCACUGUGAAGGUGUGAAUACAUCAAACGAAAAAGGAAUUCCUUCUGGAGUUGCUGAGCAACAAGGCAAAAUUCCCAUUCCUCCUGCAGCUAGACCGGACCCUAUACCUGAUCAGUACAGUGCUAUGGCUGGUAGACAGCCAGUCGCUGUAAAUACAGCUUGGAAUUCUACGAACAAUGUAACUCAAGUGUCAAAAGCUGGCUUUGGUCAACGUUUUGGACCUGAGGUUCAACAAAAGAUGGCUUUCUAUCCACAACAAGGGAAUCUACCACCAACUGUUGGGAAUAGGUCACAGAUGCACAAUGUUAGCAUGGAAAAGCAGAGAUUGGUUGAUCCUCAAGCUUCGUCCGUCGUUAUACAACAACCAGCAAUUCCACCACAUCAAAAUAUUCAGCCCGGCCCACAGCAAAUGAUUCCCGCUCAUGACUCUUCAUCUGCAAUACAUCCAACUGCAGUACCUAAAAAUAUAUUGCCGAGACCUCCAGGUCCAGAGUUUGUUAAUAGUAUGUCAUCAGGCAGUCAAGGAACAGGUAUUCCACAAUCUCUUCCAGUGUCAUCACCUUUUCUUGGAGGGCAGCAAAUGCCCAUAGUUCAAACUUCAUUACCAAGAGUGAGUGUUGGAGCGCAACCUGGCUGGGUUCAGAGUGGAGUUCAGCAGCAACAGGUGGCCAGAACUCAGCCCGCACCACAAAAGAUUGUUCCUGCUGGGUUUCAAGCAGGCAUGAGACACAAUUUACCACCAGGAUCUCAAGCUGGGCCACCAGGCUCUCAAAACGUGAGUUUACCCUCUGGUUGGCAGCAGUCGCAGCUGCAACAACCACAACAGAAAUCUGUGAAUGCUUUUCCAGACGUAAGAACUCAAAGUGUAGCUACUCCAGGUUCAACCAUGUAUGAGCCUUCCUCUUCACCUCAGAUUAGGCAACCACCUGUGACGACACAGUAUCCACAUCCAGCUCUUGCUCCAGGUGGAAAGAAUGUGGUCCAAAGCCCAGCAGUGUCUAUUCCUGUGAAUUCAAAUGGCUCACAGGAAUUUCCAUCCACCUUGCCUGCACAGGGCAGUCAUUUGGUGGACUCGACAGUACCUCAGCUCGCAUCAUUUAAGCCUUACAGGUGCCGUUGGACAACUUGCUACAGCUCGUUUGACACCAGUAAAGGUUUAUUCGCGCACGUGGUGAAUGAACAUGUGCCUCGUGAUAGCCUGGUCAUGUCUUGUAUGUGGGAAGGCUGUGCGCCUGUACGCCGUUCACGAUCUUCUCUUCUCUUUCAUCUUCAGCAAAAACACAGUGAGCCUUCGCCAGUUCCCAGUCCUCUUCCACCACAGCAAGCUCAACACCAGUCUCCCCCUGUCCAACCUUCUCCUCCUCCUCCUCCUCCUCCUACGGCCCAGCCUCCUCCACCGCCCACUCCUUCGGCUCAGUCAACGUCAUUUGUCCCAGCAUAUCACUUCUUAGCUCGUAUGUUACAGUCAUUACAGGGUGAAGAGGAAUCACCGCUGACAAAGUCAGUACGAUUAACUGCGGCGCUUGUUCUUAGAAACGUGGCCCAAUAUUCAGCCUUGGCUAGAAGCUUGUUGAGGCGUCAUGAGGGGCACCUGUCACUUGUGGCCAUGUCCAAUUCAGAAGCUGCUAAUGCUGUGGCGGCUUGUCUGUCGGAACUCUCUCCACACAGAAAGCCUUCAUCUGACGACUCGGACACCUUGAUCUGGGCAUUAAACAGAUGAUAGCUGGCUUCCAAUGUGUCUGUGCCUUUUUGGAUCAGAAAUGUGACAUUUUAAACAAGAAUAAGUAUAGAAUAUACCAAGAAAAUGGAUCGCAUUAGUUACCCAAGCGCGAGCCUUCAAGUUUAAUGUUCGAUCUUUUGCCAGUGAUACGGAAAAUAAUUCGGUAAACGUUCUAGCCUAAAAUGAGAGACUUGCUUGUAGUCUCGUUUUGUUGAAACUUGGAUAGUAGUUUCUUCGGUUUUCAAAAUCCUAUCUUGUAAUGUUUACAAGUCACGUGGGAGAGAGAUGCGUCGUCACGCAAUGUUGUUUGCAUAGGUCACGUUAGAAACAUUGCGUUACGAGUUGCAAACAGAGUAUAACGUUAUCAAAGACGUGGAAUAUUUCUUCCCAAGUUACUGUAUAAUAAGGACAAUGAAUUGAAACAGAAUAUUCUCCGUUUAUUUAGAGUAGCAGGUUAUACAUGAUUAAGUAAUAUAAUUAUUUGUACAGUUGCCAUGUGGUAUAAAUUCCUCCACUGUUUGACCUUUACAUUCUUGAUUUGACAAUUAGCUUUUCGCCGGAUUGUAAUCUAAUGAAGAAAAAUAAUUAUUGACCAGUCUCAUAGAAGUUUAUUGCUGUUCCUUUGGCGUGUUGGUUUGUGGUAUGAAAUGGUGCAUUAGAAAAAUGUAUCUUCAUCCACUGCGAUGACUUAUCACUUUUUAACAUUAACAAAUCUUUUUCUACGGUACAUUGUAUCUUGUUGGUAAUGUUAAGACUUGGAGCAAGAUGCCGUUUGCUCGUACUUUCAUCACUUUUUCUCAUUCAUGUUUGUAUAUAAUCAUUUUGCCUUAUUUAUACGUGAUAAUAUAUUGUACAUAGAGUACAAAUAUGCUUCUUUGGAACUAAAAACACUCCACUAGUCGCUGGAUUUCCUGUAGCUUAAAAUAUUUAAAGAAAUCGAAAUCCUACUUGGUGUCAAUUUUUUACCUCGUUCAUCGCUUUGAAAUGGAAAAACUAUCGCUACUUCUUUACUCAAUAAACUUUUUUGUACCGUCA